Fragaria vesca subsp. vesca is the source of this 820-nucleotide messenger RNA. RefSeq lists its product as uncharacterized. Bases 244 to 528 code for a protein of 94 amino acids. Lineage: Eukaryota; Viridiplantae; Streptophyta; Magnoliopsida; Rosales; Rosaceae. The record is from RefSeq and is a predicted model, not a curated record. The transcript is spliced from 3 exons.
GUACUGGUUUUGAUCGAUCAAACUUUCUAACUCAUCAUACUACACAGCUCUCUCUGAUUACCUUACACUGUGGCAAACAUCGAUCCGAAUCCUCAGGUCUCGAUCACAUACAGUCUCCCCCAGCUGUUUCCCACCUCGAGUAUUCGUUUAAAUUUACACUCGAUCAGCUCUCUCUCUCUCUCUCUCUCUACUGAUCUAUCAAGAUCACACAGCUAGCUAGAUAGAAGCAGAGAGACAUCGAUCAUGGGAGAUUCUUCUGCUUCAUACAUACACCUGGUGCAGCACCUGAUAGAGAAGUGUUUGAUCUUCCACAUGAGCAAAGAAGAGUGCAUGGAAGCUCUGUCUAAGCAUGCAAACAUCACACCUGUCAUCACCUCCACCGUGUGGAAUGAACUGGAGAAAGAGAACAAGGAGUUCUUCGAGGCGUAUGCAGUGUCUCAGAACAAGAAAAAUCAAAUGUCUGAGGAAGAGACAAGCCAAUUGAUCCAAAAGAUAAUAUCGGAUUCCUCCAAAGAUUCAGACGACUAGCUAACAUGCUAUCGAUAGCGAUCUCACCUUGGCUUCUGGUUGGUAGAGAGCCUUCAAUAUAUCUAUAUGAAGCCAAACUAUUCGUAUCCCCACCAGAUCCCUACCCCAAUAAGAUCAACAACAGUAGCAGCAUUGAUCAUAUAUAUGUAGUCUGAUUUGCAUGAGGUCCCCUACCCGUAAAUAUAUUGUUCUUCUUAAACGAAAUAAUAAUAAUACGGAAGCGCACGGAUCUGUAUAUUUCAAAUUGGUCCCUCGGUUUUCUCUUCAAAUAAGGCUUCAUUGCCAUUUGCCA